CAAUGGCACAAGGAAUGCUUUAAAUGUGCCAACUGCUCCAAGAGAUUAGACUCGGUCAACUGCUGCGAGGGUCCUGAUAAGGACAUCUAUUGCAAAGUAUGCUACGGAAAGAAAUUCGGACCGAAGGGUUAUGGGUACGGCCAGGGUGGUGGCGCCCUACAAAGCGACUGCUACGCUAAUGGCGAGGCCGCUCCUCGUACAACCGUGAUCGACACCGCCAUAAUCAAAGCCCCGCCCGGCAAAGGUUGUCCACGUUGCGGCGGCGUCGUGUUCGCCGCCGAGCAGGUGCUCGCGAAGGGCCGCGAAUGGCACAGAAAGUGCUACAAGUGUCACGACUGCAGCAAAACGCUCGACUCGAUCAUCGCAUGCGACGGGCCCGACAAAGACGUCUACUGUAAAACCUGCUACGGAAAGAAAUGGGGACCGCACGGAUACGGAUUCGCGUGUGGCUCGGGAUUCUUACAAACUGACGGCCUAACGGAGGAAGAAAUUUCGGCUAGUCGGCCGUUUUACAAUCCCGAUACGACGGCAAUCAAGGCGCCAGCCGGUCAAGGUUGCCCUCGUUGCGGUGGCAUGGUAUUUGCCGCCGAACAACAGCUUGCCAAGGGGACUAUGUGGCACAAGAAAUGCUUCAACUGCGCCGAGUGCCAUCGACCUCUCGACUCUAUGCUGGCCUGCGACGGACCCGACAAGGAGAUACACUGCCGAUCGUGCUACAGCAAGCUUUUCGGACCCAAAGGAUUCGGGUUUGGCCACACCCCGACUCUCGUUUCAACCGACGGGGAUCACGCUCCCUCGUACAUCGAUGCAAAGCCUCAGGUCGGGCAGAAGCGGAGCGACGGGCACGGGUGCGCGCGUUGCGGCUAUCCUGUGUACGCUGCCGAGCAGAUGAUCUCGAAGAAUCGCGUGUGGCACAAGCGUUGCUUCAGCUGCGCCGAGUGCCACCGCUCGUUAGACUCGACGAAUCUGAACGACGGCCCAGACGGAGACAUUUAUUGUCGCGGAUGUUACAACCGGAAUUUCGGACCAAAGGGGGUGGGCUUCGGCAUGGGCGCGGGCACCCUGACGAUGGCCUAACUUGUUCAGAAAUAUAUUCAACACGCUCGAACCAGUCUCAUAUAUAUAUAUAUACAUAUAUAUAUAUAUAUAAAUAUAAAUAUACACAUAAAUAUAA
Messenger RNA from Apis florea (little honeybee), 1174 nucleotides. RefSeq names its product muscle LIM protein Mlp84B. The record is from RefSeq and is a predicted model, not a curated record. NCBI's taxonomy places the organism in Eukaryota, Metazoa, Arthropoda, Insecta, Hymenoptera, Apidae. Gene Ontology annotation, cellular component: Z disc; cytoplasm; nucleus. Gene Ontology annotation, molecular function: actinin binding; structural constituent of muscle. Gene Ontology annotation, biological process: sarcomere organization; muscle tissue development.